Molecule: messenger RNA, 1874 nt
Organism: Drosophila eugracilis
Lineage: Eukaryota; Metazoa; Arthropoda; Insecta; Diptera; Drosophilidae
Product: maltase 1
Exons: 3
Coding region: 59-1813 (584 amino acids)
Biological process (GO): carbohydrate metabolic process
Source: RefSeq, a predicted model, not a curated record
UAUAAAAAGCCGGCAAACUUCGGAUGAUAAUAGAAAACCAGUUUGUUCGUUGACCACGAUGGGUCUAGUAAAGAUAGCUAUCGUAUUGAGUGUGGGUCUAGUUGCCAUUUUGGCCCACAACCAUCAAGCAAAGGAUCAGGAUGCUAAAUAUAAUUGGUGGCAGCACGAGGUCUUCUACCAAAUCUAUCCGAGAUCCUUUCAGGACAGUAAUGGUGAUGGAAUUGGCGAUCUUCCGGGUAUUACAUCUAGGUUACAGUAUUUCAAGGAUACAGGAAUCACGGCCGUCUGGUUGAGUCCUAUCUAUGAGUCCCCCAUGGUGGACUUUGGGUACGAUAUAUCAAACUAUACAAAUAUUCAGCCGGAGUAUGGCACCCUUGAGGACUUUGACGAUCUGAUAGCCAAAGCCAAUGAACUGGACGUGAAGGUCAUUCUGGACUUUGUGCCUAAUCAUAGCUCGAAUAAGCAUCCCUGGUUUAUAAAGUCGGUUGCUCGGGAACCAGGAUACGAGGAUUUCUAUGUAUGGGAGGAUGGUAUACUUUUGGAGAAUGGAACUCGUGUGCCACCCAAUAACUGGCUAUCGGUUUUCUCCGGAUCUGCUUGGAUGUGGAAUGAAGAGAGACAACAGUUCUAUCUCAGACAGUUCACCUACGGACAACCCGACCUUAACUACCGUAAUCCGGCAGUUAUCCAAGCCAUGGACGAUGUGAUGCUCUUCUGGUUGAACAAAGGAAUAGCCGGUUUUCGUAUCGAUGCGAUAAUCUAUAUCUACGAGGAUGCACAACUGAGGGAUGAGCCUCUAAGUGGAACCACCGAUGAUCCCAAUAAUGAGGCCUAUUUGGAUCACAUCUAUACCAGAAACCAACCUGAAGAUUAUGGUCUCCUCCAGCACUGGAGACAGCUCCUCGAUAACUACACAGCCAGCCAUGAUGGGCCUUUAAGGAUAAUGAUGACUGAGGGUUACGCCUCGGUGUCUCAACUUAUGGAGUACUAUGAAGACUCGAAUGGAGUUCAGGGUCCCGAGUUUCCCUUCAACUUUGACUUCAUCACCGAACUGAAUGCCAAUUCCACAGCUGCUGACUUUGUUUUCUACAUCUCCCGAUGGCUCAUUUAUAUGCCACAUGGUCAUGUGGCCAAUUGGGUAAUGGGAAAUCAUGACAAUCCGCGUGUGGCUUCCCGAUUUGGUGUGCAGGCUGUGGACGCCAUGAAUAUGCUGCUGAUGACACUGCCAGGAAUUGCUAUUACCUAUAAUGGUGAAGAGUUGGGAAUGACUGAUUACAGGGACAUCAGUUGGAGCGAUACUGUUGAUCAACCCGCCUGUGAUGCUGGUAUUGAAAACUACCAGUCGAUCUCUAGAGAUCCAGAGCGUACACCCAUGCAAUGGAACGAUGAUCUCAAUGCAGGAUUCUCCACUGCCAAUCAAACGUGGCUGCCAGUUAACCCCAACUAUAGGGAACUAAAUCUCCGCAAUCAGCAGCUGGCAAGAAAGAGUCAUUAUAAGAUCUAUCAGUCCCUUUUGAAACUCAGAAAGCUGCCAGUUCUGAGGAAUGGAUCCUUUGUUCCAGAAGUGGUAAAUCGCAGAGUAUUUGCUUUCAAGCGAGAGCUGAAGGGCGAACACACUUUGCUGACCAUCCUGAACGUGAAGAACGGCACGGAACUGGUGGAUAUUGGAGACUUCAUAGAUCAGCCCAAUAGGUUAAGUGUCCUUGUGGUGGGAGUGGACUCCCAGCAUAGGAUUGGAGAAAGAAUCAAGGCCGAGGCCAUUGAGUUGGCCCCCUACGAGGGUCUGGUCAUCCAACUGAAUAAACGAAAGUAACCUACCGCACUACUUGGUAUUCAACAUUAAAGUCCGAGAAGAAAACUUUCCAUUAACCAUA